This is a messenger RNA of Megalops cyprinoides (Indo-Pacific tarpon), 4580 nucleotides long. RefSeq names its product APC membrane recruitment protein 3 (gene amer3). Gene Ontology annotation, molecular function: phosphatidylinositol-4,5-bisphosphate binding; beta-catenin binding. Gene Ontology annotation, biological process: regulation of canonical Wnt signaling pathway. The coding region runs from base 397 to 3276 and encodes 959 amino acids. Lineage: Eukaryota; Metazoa; Chordata; Actinopteri; Elopiformes; Megalopidae. The transcript is spliced from 3 exons. Gene Ontology annotation, cellular component: plasma membrane. The record is from RefSeq and is a predicted model, not a curated record.
UACGCGAUUAUCACCCAUUCAAACGGAAUACGACGACUCUCGUGUUAAGGGGUGCUGUCAGAUGAACUGCCGUACUGUAAGGACUCCCAAACGGGUAGCAGAAAUAAAAGAUGUCUUAAAUGCGAACCAAAUCAUUCCAUUGUGCAGGAGCACCGACAUUUACAAAGGCUAAUUUACUGUAAGAUGUGUCUUUUUUCGGAGGGCACUUCUGCUAGAUAAAUUAACGUGCUUCUGCGUAGUGUGGAGGACAAGAUGUUCCCCUUUUCACGUACCUCAUACGUUGGCUCCCAAUUUAUAACUGGAGGCAGCCCGUUUCCACUCAAUCGGAGGGAAGGAUAUUUUCAAAUAACUGAAGGAGAGAAACACAAUCACAGGAGAUGCAUGUGAUCGCCCCACAUGGAAGAGCUGCCAAAGAGCCCCAAACGAAACAUUCUGCAUCCCCCUGGGGACAUGCCCAGUCCCAGCAUGGAGGAGGGCCACAGUGAGAGCGAGAGCUGUGGGCCAGGCUGCCCUGCGCACAGCGGCAGCGAGGCCAGCAAUGACAGAGGGGACAGUUGCGCCCAAUCUCCAGCGAGCCCCUUGGAGCCCGGCGGCCAGCACAUCCUGUCCCCGGCCCUCACGGACACACCCUCCGCUGGCUGGGCCCACUCCGGCUUCGUCCGGAAGAGCAAGACCCACGACUGUGUGGCCGGCAUGGGGCGGUGGGCGGAGGCGGGCGGGGCGGGGCCCGAAGGGGGGUGCUGGACUCCCUCUGCCCGACGCAGGGGGAGGCUCGUCAGCAGUGUCAGCUUCUCCGGAUUCGGCGUCUCCACCGGCGGGCGGGGCAGGCUGCUGCGGGAGAACCGGAGUACUUCCAGCCGCAGCAGGGACAUCAUCGACUACCGCAACCUGACCCCCCAGGUGCCCUUCGUACCCUCCAUCGCCAAGUCCAUCCCCAAGAAGAGGAUCUCCCUCAGGAGGCCCAGGAAGGCCAUCAAAGACUUGUUUGGGACAAAGAGGCACAAGCAGGACAAGGCCCCCUCUCCAUGUGCCCCGACUCCCAGAGCGGGUGAGCAGGAAGUGGCACAUUAUGGGACCAGGAAGCACGUGAGGCGCCGGGACCGCCCUUGUAUGGGGCUCCUAAACACCCCUGAGCACAACGACCUCCUCUCUGACUCCUCCACUGAUUACUGCCACAACCUUUGCGAGGACAUGACAUCCCUGAAGAGCUUUGGCUCACAGACAGGAUGCGGGGAGAUAUUUGCGGACGAGGAGAACCACCCGUCUCUGGAGGUCCCACAGAGGCAUGACCCCGACAAGGACAUCUGCGAGCCCAGGAAAGCCAGCCCUGUGGUAGGAUCCUACCAGGGUGGUGUGGAGCAGAUGGCCUCCCCUGCCCACUCGGAGGUCCUGGACUUGUUUGGGAUGUGGGACUGCCUUGGCAGAGCCGUCCUCUUGAGACAGAGUCCUGUAACAGAGGGCAAGGUGCUAAAUACUGUGCCAGCCGUCACCACCCCGACCAAAACCGACAGCAAACAGCCAAUCACUUCUCCCAACAAUUCUGCUCAAACACCAGGGCACCGGACGGAUGUGGUGACACAAAAAAGUGACAACCAGGAAACGGUCUCCACCAGCGAUGAAGGCUACUAUGACUACAUCUCUCCGGGGCUGGAGGACACCAGCAGGGAUGCCCUCACGCCUUGCCUCUCGGCCCGAUUCCCCAGAGACAGCUACAGUGGUGAUGCCCUCUAUGAGCUGUUUUACGACCCCAACGAGUCGGGGAUGACCCCCAUCUUUGAUGACGAGAUGGGCAUGUCGGAGAGCAUUCUUGGGCUCUCUGGUGACCUCCCGCUGUCCAUGUACAGCUUUCACGUUGGGGCGGAGGAGAACCUGGCCCCGCCCUUGGCUCUGGACUUUGUGAGUCAGGAGCUCUUCCAGAGUAGCUGGAGGGGAAAGGACUGCCUGAUGAAGCUGUGCGAUACUGAGAUCUCCCUGGCGAUGGGGAUCAUGAACUGGCUCAAGCAGAGGACUGAGAAGACAAGUCCAUCAGAGGCUGCAAAUAAUAUGACAGAUGCCAGCAGAUGCAGUGUGCAUUUGGAGGGUGGAGAACUUUCUCCCAAGGUUCAAGAAGGGCUGGAGGGGCAGCCGCAGGUUGAUGAUGGUGGUGCAGAGAAAACUGGCUCCCAAGAAAGCAUGGUUUGCCAGGCAGAUGUUAGCCCAGCUUCUGCUGAAGCCUGCAGCGAGGAACUUGUUCCGGCUUCACCAGCAAGCAGCAGUCAUAUCAAAAGCCAGAUUAAGACACCCACGAACGGCUUUUGCUUCAGAAUAUUUAACAAAGACUCCCCUUUGACUCCCAGCAAAGAUCUGGCAUCUCCUAUGCUGAGGUCUCCAGGAUCUGGAACGAGUUCUGUGUUCCUGCUAGCAAUUAACAAGGAGUCCCUAUGCGAAUCCUGCAAGGGCUCACUGAAGCAGGGCUCCAAAGAGCUCUACCUGUGUGCUUCAUGCAUGACUUUUAUCGAGCACAUUAAGACCACUGACCUCAUUAACUACACCAGUUGUCACCGGUCGAGCUGUGCAGGGACGCCCCAAUCGCUCCCCCGGGGAUUCCUUGAUUCUCCCAUCAGCCCAUGCACGGCAAGAAGCGACAUUGACAUCAUUCAGAUCCUGGAGCAGUGCAUUGGCCAGGUGUCCUCUAUGAAAAUCAAUGGGAGCCACAGCCAGGGGGAGUCAGAGAUGGGGUCCUCUCCCUUUCUCCUCCAGCUAGGGGACAAUGGAGAGAGAGAAGUCAGAGCCAAAGAGAGCAAAGAGCAGAGACAUAGGUAUCUCAAGUCCAAGCACAAGCGGAAAAGCAGCAACAAAGAGAAAAAUAGCCUUGGAAUGCACAGCACAGAAAUAGACAGAAGAUCCUUACCACGCCUCGGGAUGGAGAGUACAAACUCGCCUUCCUUCCUGGGGACCGGCGGUCUGGGUCUUGCUACGGCUAACGGUUCGGAUGAGUUGGUCCUGGAAACAUACAAGAGCCCCUGUUCGGAUGUCUCUGCAACCAGCGCCUUUGGUAAUCCAACCCCAGCCCAAACCCCCAGGCCGAAGUCCCUCCCCCUGUCCAGCUCUGCCUGCUCGGAGUUCGCCAGCAGCCAGAGUCACGGCGUGGCACCGCCGGGGGAGGAUGCCGCCAAGGAGCAGCCGCGCGAGAGGGUGAGGAGGCACAAAAAAUCCGGGGUAAACCGUGGUGGGCAGUGUGGCUACACCAUGCCAGAGGAGAAGAAGGUGGAGCGCCGGCGCAGGAUGAAAAAAUGACAGCGAUCACACAGAGUCCAGCCAGAAACCUGUGCCAGGCCCAUCUCAAUGAUCUCCAGCACUGGCUCUAACCCCGCCUCCAGCUCCACCCCCAAUAUAGCCCCUCCCCAAUCCUAUCCUGCCUCCAAAUGUCUCUGGGUCUAGCUCCAAUAUAAAUUCCAACGCCUCUUGAGUGCAGCUGAUCUUUACACCAUCUGUCAAACUCUUCUCUGGUGUUUUUUUAAAGUAUGUUUUCUGAAAUGUUUUGGGAUUUCAGAUCAGCCACAUCUGUUGAAUGUCACUCAACCGGGAUCCUCUGGGGUGUGACAGUAUCUAUGACUGACAGUGCACAGUCCAUUGGCCUCAUUUUGGGCUCACAGCAAAUUUUUCCAAGUAUUUGAAUUAUCUCCAGAUGACCAAACAAAAUUCAAAGACUGGAACAAAAGAAACAAAAACCAAUAUGAUGUCAGCAAUUGUUUCACUUAUGUUUAACUUUUUUAUCAUAAGUGAUCUCCUGGGGUCAGCAGAAUAAAAUAAGAUUAUGCAGUUCCUGCAGGGAACUUUUUACCACAAAUUUUAGAAAAAAAUCUGGGAAAAACUUGUUUGCUGGGUUUCAAAUAACAACAUACAGUACUGUGUUACUUUUAUAUAGCACAUUAUGGCAGCAGUUUGUCGUGUUUGGUCUUUUUCUAUCUGACACUUCAGAUUUUUACCGGAUACACUUUUUUGCAAUGUGUGGGGUAUUGGGAAGCUCUUGGCCCCUGUCUUGGGUGACAGAGGCCAGACGUUUUUGCAAGGGACCAUUUGAGUUUUGGGGGCCUCUGACAUACAUACACUGGUGGGAAGAGGAGGUAUGAAAAGCUCUUCUCCUCCCUUGGGAGCUACAGUCUCACAUGGAGUGAAGCGGACCACAUCCCAAUUGCUCCCAUUCUCCAGGGUUCCCGUGGUAACAUUCGGAACAGUUGGGAGGCGACCGAAGAAGGAGAUCUUCCUGAGCUGCAAAACGUAAGGGAGAGUUCAGCAGGUCAAGUCACAGAUUUUCUUCCACAAUUUCUCAGAGCCUUUACAGAGAUUUAUUUGUGUUCGACACUGAUCACAAACCUGUUUUUACCUCUCGGAGAGAACCAGUAAAGGGAGACCAAACCAGCCCUGAGCACAACGGUUGUCUUUUUUAAAACAGUGUCUUUAUUAUAGCUUGAAUAGAUCCAUGCCAUGUUUUUCUGUUGUUGUUGUUUGUGAAUGAUGAAUAUGUGCAUCAUGAUUGCUUUGGGGGAUAGACUGAUGUUGGAUAGUCUGUCAUGAAAAAGUGUCCACAUGUGUUAAAA